GGCCAUGUUUGGCGCGGGCAGAUCGCGUCUCCAUUGAAGAAGAAGCUGCAGUAAAGCCAGGCAGUGCCAGCAGGAGCGGACUUCAAAGCGGUCAGACACUAAAUAUCUCACAUCCUCAGUUCUUCCCAUAUUCCCUGUAGGUCAGCUCCACCAGCUCCAACCCAGCAGCCAUGGCAGAUGACGCAGACAUGCGCAAUGAGCUUUCGGACAUGCAACAGCGUGCCGACCAGCUGGCCGAUGAGUCACUGGAAAGCACUCGUCGCAUGCUCCAGCUAGUGGAAGAGAGUAAAGAUGCUGGUAUCAGGACUUUGGUUAUGCUGGAUGAGCAAGGAGAACAACUGGAGCGCAUCGAAGAGGGGAUGGACCAAAUCAAUAAGGACAUGAAGGAUGCAGAAAAGAAUUUGAACGAUCUAGGAAAAUUCUGUGGUCUUUGCUCCUGUCCAUGUAACAAAAUGAAGAGCGGAGGCAGCAAGGCCUGGGGCAACAACCAGGAUGGUGUGGUGAACAGCCAGCCUGCCCGUGUGGUUGAUGAGCGGGAACAGAUGGCCAUCAGCGGAGGCUUCAUCCGCAGGGUAACAGAUGAUGCCCGGGAAAAUGAAAUGGAUGAGAACUUGGAGCAGGUGGGCGGCAUCAUUGGUAACCUCCGCCACAUGGCCCUUGACAUGGGUAAUGAGAUUGACACCCAGAAUCGCCAAAUUGACAGGAUCAUGGACAAGGCUGAGUCCAAUAAGACCAGGAUUGAUGAAGCUAACCAGAGGGCCACAAAGAUUCUUGGCAGCGGUUAAACGUCUGAAUGGCCUGAUUUUACUAACCGUGCAGUUUGUCAAAAGGCACAAACAUGCUUUUAUCUCGGUAUUUACCUUCUAGGUUUGCACACAUGCACAUAUCAUCCCUACAUUGUAAAUGUUGUUCUGUGUGCUGUCUGUCGGCUUUUUCAAUGAUAGUCCUCGUAAAAAUGAUUUCUUAUACUCUGUAUCAUUCUUUCCAAAGGUUGUAUAUAGUGCUGGCUCAAUGGCUCUAGCUCACUUGUGAAGUUUUUAUUCUUUUCUGUUUUUGUCACCUAUAUAUGUAUGCAUAUAUGUGUAUACAUAUACACCUGCUUGUAUAUGUAUACAUAUAUAUAUUAUAUAUGAUAUAAACCUCUUUACUGGAUGAAAUAUAUAAUAGGAAUGCUCUACAAACUGUCUUUCCUUUUCAGUAUCUCAGUAUCGUCUUAGUAAAACUGUGUCAUUUCAUUAGGCUACUGUCAUGCUCCUUAUUUUGAUGUUGUCAUGGCAAAUGAUGAAUGGGUAAAAGACGAUUAAUUAUAUGACAAUGAUACCGGUACAAAAGCACUUACAGUAUCCUUCUUGGUUUCUUUUCAUCACAAACAUAAUCAGUUACUGUUUAGACAAAGUGCAACUAGAUUCUGUAGCUGUUAUAGACAUUGCAUUCCAAGUGGUGUGAAUUGUGCAUAAUGCAUGACAAAUAGUAGAUUUUAGAGUCUUAUAAAUAAAACUUGUCUUAAAAAUAUUGAAAAAAAAAAUCAUGGCAGUAGCAAAAAUUGACAAAAGCAUGCUCAGUAUUAGGACACAGUUGAACGUUCCAUAUUCCUGCAAGUUUGCAAUAGUGCUCUCUUUCUGUCAAGAUAUAUAUUAACAGACUGUGACCAUCGAUGUAACAUAAUGCAACAUGACCGAAAGAAGAACUGUAACAGACAUGAUAACAAAUGAUGGUUCUGCAAAAAUGACCUGUUUUCUAAAUGAUUAUGCAGCCUGGAAAAGAUAAUGACUGAAGUGCUGAAUGGUUGAGACUAGAUGUUUUCUGUAUCAUAGGUUUUGGAUGCUCUGAGAAAAAUAAAUAAAUAAAUAAAUAAAUAAAAAUAAACAAACAUUUGCAAUGUAAAGCAAAGAUGCAUAUUUCUGAGAGAUCUUACUUUUAUAAGAAGACUGUAUUCUGUUAGUUUACUUUCCCUGUGUGCUUUGUUAUUGGGUAAAAAGAAAAAAAAAAAGAGAAAAUAAUCAGUGACAAAAAAGAGGUUUUUGUUGCUUCUGUACUUUAGAGCUAUGCACACCAAAUUGCUACGAUGUUGAAUAGUCUGUAUAAGAAGACAAAUAAAUACCUUACCUGAAUGACACAUAGGUUAAACUGUGAGACUGGUGUCCUUAAUGCAUGUCAUAUUAAAAGCUCCCUCUGUAUCCUGUCAGUCUGUAACGUGGUUGACAUUUUGUAGCUAGCUGAAUUAAUUAAAAUGAAUAUAACCCCUCCUG
Molecule: messenger RNA, 2249 nt
Organism: Clarias gariepinus (North African catfish)
Lineage: Eukaryota; Metazoa; Chordata; Actinopteri; Siluriformes; Clariidae
Gene: snap25a
Product: synaptosome associated protein 25a
Exons: 8
Coding region: 171-785 (204 amino acids)
Biological process (GO): synaptic vesicle fusion to presynaptic active zone membrane; synaptic vesicle priming; exocytosis
Cellular component (GO): synaptobrevin 2-SNAP-25-syntaxin-1a-complexin I complex; plasma membrane
Molecular function (GO): voltage-gated potassium channel activity; syntaxin-1 binding; SNAP receptor activity
Source: RefSeq, a predicted model, not a curated record